AUAGCGAUGGAGGGAAAACCGAACAGGGGUCGUCAAACAAGCUGGAAGAGAGGUGGAGGUGGAAGUGGAGGUGGAGGUGGAGGUGGAGGUGGAGGUGGAGGUGGCGGGGGAAGUGACAGCGGGAACUCGGGUGGUGAGCACAGGGUCCGGGGAAGAGGACGAUAUGGAACUGGAAGGGGAAAAAGGGAUCAUUAUCGAGGCCGUGGCCGUGGCUGUCAACCUACCCCAUCAUUUGGAAGGGACCAAGAUGAAGGGAACAGGAUGGAUAUGGAGGAGGAUGAGGGGAUGGAGGUUUUCACCAAGAGGAAAUUGAAGUCUAACUGGGAUCGUUACAAGGAGUCAGAGAAGGAGGAGUCUAGUGAUGACACGCCCACUCAGAGAGGGACGGACUACCACGUCCUCCUCCAAUCAGCAGGGGACUCCUUCACUCAAUUCCGUUUUUCUGAGGAGAAGGAGUGGGAGAUGGACUCAUUGGCGACCAAUCAGUUGUCAGCAGUGUUUGUGGACCUCCCAGCCCUGGCCCAGUCUCUACAGGAGCUGCCUCUUCACCUCAGACUGAACCUGGAGCCUGAACUAGUCCAGGUGACCUCUCCGGUGGAGCUACCCACUAUGACCUUGGCACCCAAACAGGACUCUGUAGCGCUGGGUAUGUUCAAGCCUCCUGUCCCAGCAGCUCAGAAAGGCCUUACUCCAAGCCUUGGCGUUUCCUGUGCUGUGAGCACAGCCCCAUGCACUGUUCCUCUGGGCUCCUCAGCAGCCAAGACUCCUGUGGUGGAUGACAUGGAUAAGGAGUUGGACCAGCUGCUCACCCUACAGAGCCCAGUCUCAGAACCUUCUGGCAGGCUUGUGGAGGUUCCAGAUAAACCAUUAGAGGAGAGGGAGGAGCUGGUUCCAGAGGAGGAGAGGGAGGAUAAGAAGCAGGAGACACAGCAGGUCAAGGAGGAGAUUCAGAAGGAGGAUGUGGCUGCACCUCCUAAGGCAGAGGUAGCAAAGGAGGUGGUGACAGAGGAGGACCUGGAAGACUGGCUGGACAGCAUGAUCUCCUGACCUCUGACCCUGUCACACAGCCUGGCCUGGGAGCAGGACCGUCCAGUCCCCCUCAGCCCGCAACUCAGCCCCCAACUCAGCCUUAACAGUCACGAUGACCUCUGACCCUGUCACACAGCCUGGCCUGGGAGCAGGACCGUCCAGUCCCCCUCAGCCCGCAACUCAGCCCUUAACAGUCACGAUGACCUCUGACCCUGUCACACAGCCUGGCCUGGGAGCAGGACCAUCCAGUCCCCCUCAGCCCUCAACUCAGCCCCCAACUCAGCCCUUAACAGUCACGAUGAGGAGUACCUCCAGCCCGCAACUCAGCCCUUAACAGUCACGAUGACCUCUGACCCUAUCACACAGCCUGGCCUGGGAGCAGGACCGUCCAGUCCCCCUCAGCCCGCAACUCAGCCCGCAACUCAGCCUUAACAGUCACGAUGAGGAGUACCUCCCUUAGCUCCGUAACUCAGCCCCCUAACAGUCUUACAUCAUAUUCUACUCCACCACUGCACAGUCAAGACAUGGAGCACUGCUUAUAUAACAGCAGAUUCAUUAAUUGACAUUUCAUGAUGGACAAUCAUUAGAUCGACUUUGGAUGAAGGCAUUGUUGAUUUAAGAUAGCCAAUUAUAGAAUAUACUUUUCACAAAUGUUGUCUCCAUCCUACCGACUACCCUGGAUGGUCUGAUAGCCUGAACUAGUGGCUUGUGGCUACAGAGAUGGGACUGUGGGUCUGGCAGCAGAGCUCUGUGAGCUGAUGCUGGUGUUUAACCGCGCUUUGUACCCUUCAAAGGAUGGAUCUUCUAUUCCUUUUGCCUUGUCAGACACUGAAAGGGAGUCACACAGAUUUCCCCUCUGAAAGGUUUCUGUAAUGGGAUCGGUGUUGUGAGUCAGUUGACAGCCCGUGGAAUACAGACAUGGUUUAUUGGUUACUUUAGUCAUUUCCAUCCUCCCUUCUCGAAGAUAAAUGCAGUUUACCAAAGCUACUACAUAUAUAAAUAGCCAUACAAUAGCAGCUCACUGCUUUUCUGUCUUUGUGUGUUCAAUAAAUCCUGAACUGUG
Messenger RNA from Coregonus clupeaformis (lake whitefish), 2092 nucleotides. It is a transcript of the gene aven, whose product is annotated as apoptosis, caspase activation inhibitor. Bases 7 to 1047 code for a protein of 346 amino acids. The transcript has 6 exons. Gene Ontology annotation, biological process: negative regulation of G2/M transition of mitotic cell cycle. NCBI's taxonomy places the organism in Eukaryota, Metazoa, Chordata, Actinopteri, Salmoniformes, Salmonidae. The record is from RefSeq and is a predicted model, not a curated record.